AAUCUUAAAAAAAGCCGCAAAAAGAGAAAGUGCUGGACAUUGGUCGUCUAUACUUAUAUGUAAACAUUGUCACAUUUGCCGUUAUUGUCUAGAACUCUCUCUCUCUUGUUCUCCAAAGAACCACCGUCUCAAAUCUCUCAACUUUGAUCUGAGCUUUUUAGAUUCUCUUUCUCUCCCGCAAGAGAUCUUUGAAUCACACACAGUCAUGUCGGUUAUACUUCCUCUGUGUCUGAUUCUCUCCAUGAUUACCUAUUCAAAUGCGGCGUAUUGUGUGUGCAAAGACGGGAACGAGCAAGCGCUGCAGAAAGCAAUAGACUACGCUUGUGGAGCAGGAGCUGACUGUUCUCAGAUCCAGACUAACGGAGCUUGUUACCAACCUAACACCGUCAAGAACCACUGUGACGUCGCCGUUAACAGCUACUACCAGAAGAAAGCUUCCUCCGGCGCCACCUGUGACUUCGGUGGCGCCGCCACCAUCACUAACUCCCCUCCGUCAACGUCUUCAAGCUGUUUAUCUGGUUCCAGCUCUAGUGGGACCCCAUCCACCGGAACCCCAUCCACCGGAACCCCAUCCACCGGAACCCCGAGCACCGGGACCCCAACCACCGGAAAUCCAACCAGUGGCUUCCCAUCCACCGGAACUCCGACCACCGGGACACCUUCUACGGGAAUGCCAAGCUCCGGGAACCCUUCCACUUCAAAUGGUAUGCCAAAUUCCGGCACACCCACAAACGGAAUGCCAACUUCGUCCUCGUCUUCGGUUUUCCCCGGCACGACUCUUGGACCGACUGGGAGCGGUGGACUAGGCGAUCCAAACGCUGGAGAGAAGCUGUUGGUCCGAACUAACACGGUGGUUUUCUUACUAACCGGUGUAGCUAUGCUUUUCAUAUGAAGGGUUUUAGAAGAGACAUCUCACACACGGUUGUUUGCAAUGGAUGGGCUGAGAUUUUGCCAACUAGCUUAUGGGUUGUGCAAAUCCGAUAAAGCCAUAUCCUUUUCUUUUUUUUGUUCUCCUUUGUCUUUGUAGGAUUCCUUAUUAGGUUGGCCAAGAGAGAGAGACAUGCUCUGCUUUAGUAGCUAGUUAUUUUGGGAUGUACAACUUAAUCAAGAGCUCUUUUCUUUGUUUUGUAAAUCCGGAUGAUGAUUAUAUGCUCUCUUGUUUCGAUUGUUUUU
This is a messenger RNA of Eutrema salsugineum, 1173 nucleotides long. Its product is annotated as PLASMODESMATA CALLOSE-BINDING PROTEIN 4. The record is from RefSeq and is a predicted model, not a curated record. The transcript is spliced from 4 exons. Lineage: Eukaryota; Viridiplantae; Streptophyta; Magnoliopsida; Brassicales; Brassicaceae. The coding region runs from base 206 to 892 and encodes 228 amino acids.